Pseudocercospora fijiensis CIRAD86 is the source of this 633-nucleotide messenger RNA. RefSeq lists its product as uncharacterized. NCBI's taxonomy places the organism in Eukaryota, Fungi, Ascomycota, Dothideomycetes, Mycosphaerellales, Mycosphaerellaceae. The record is from RefSeq and is a predicted model, not a curated record. The transcript has 7 exons. Bases 1 to 633 code for a protein of 210 amino acids.
AUGCUACUCCUACACCCAGGACAGCCGCGUCUCAAGAUGACAGGGAUCUUCGGAACGAUCCUGCCGAGAUCUCUCCUGAAGGAUGGCAAGACCCCCCUCGUACAUACACCUUACAAGGCUCCAGCACAAGAAAUAUACGCGACUCAAGCUUGGAAUCCGUCGAAGAAGCUCAAUAUGUCAGGCUCCGACUCCGCCUCCCUAUCAGCUCAAGUCAACAAGCUGAACCUUGGCAACGAUACUGCUUCUUUGAAUUCGACAAAGACUGGUACCGACACGCAACCCUCCGAGCUCAUAGCAGUAGUCGAUGAUCUCUUGAACCAGCUAAGUGCAAAGUUCAGUAAUGUCAGCGCUGACAUCGCCAACGCUGAGCUGAUUUGCUUGCUAACAACUCUUUUACUCAGAUACAAGCUGGCAAUGCAGCAGCUGCUGCUGCUGCUGGAGAUGAUGAUAAAUGAUGUUCAGCUCGUGAUGAGGCAUGAUACAGUGGUAUGGAGUGUUUGGAUUUGUUUCAUUCAAUGUACAUGUCUUUGCCAUCUUUGGCGUACCAGCGCUCCCCAAAUUCAUGCCCCGAACGCCACAUCCCAAAAGCAAAUGGUAUCAUCCCAGGUACAUCAUACACGCGUCCUAUCAUGA